Molecule: messenger RNA, 3105 nt
Organism: Macrobrachium nipponense
Lineage: Eukaryota; Metazoa; Arthropoda; Malacostraca; Decapoda; Palaemonidae
Gene: Gale
Product: UDP-glucose 4-epimerase-like
Exons: 8
Coding region: 187-1239 (350 amino acids)
Biological process (GO): beta-D-galactose catabolic process via UDP-galactose, Leloir pathway
Cellular component (GO): cytosol
Molecular function (GO): UDP-glucose 4-epimerase activity
Source: RefSeq, a predicted model, not a curated record
CGCACAUACACACACACUUGUAUCGGUGCCAGCGUGUCGCCGAGUACCUGCUCUCUGGCACCACUGCUCAUGUUUACCAAGUAUUUCAGUGUUUAUAAGACAGUUCGAUAAAAACCGAAGAUGGAGAGACACAACAAGAGUUUAUAAAUGGAACAGGAGGUGGAUCAAAGUGGAAAGGGCUGAAGGAUGGGCAGAGUCGUGCUGGUUACAGGAGGAGCUGGGUAUGUGGGGUCUCACACGGUUGUGGAGCUCCUGAAGGCGGACCACACCGUCAUCGUGGUGGAUAACUGUGUGAACGCAGCGAAGGCCACGGAAGGAGAUGGCCUCCCCCCGGCACUGGAGAGAGUUCAGAAGAUCACGGGCAAGACGCUGACCUUUCACGAGCUAUCGCUCCUGAAUCGUCAGGCUCUGGUCAAUGUGUUCUCAAAGUACAAAGUAGAUGUCGUGAUACAUCUGGCAGCACUGAAGGCUGUUGGAGAAUCGGUGGAGAAACCGCUGGCAUACUACGCUAACAAUAUUACGGGUACACUCAACUUACUAGAGGUGAUGAGUGAGGUCGGAGUCAAGAGUCUAAUCUUCUCGUCGUCUGCUACUGUGUACGGUGUCCCACAGUAUUUGCCCGCUGAUGAAAAGCACCCAACUGGAGUUGGGGUCACGAAUCCUUACGGCCAGACUAAAUAUGUGUGUGAGCAGAUCAUGAAGGACCUGGCCAUAGCAGAUAAGGACUGGCGUAUUGUGUUGCUGCGGUAUUUCAAUCCCGUUGGAUCUCAUGAGUCCGGUCUCAUAGGCGAAGACCCGAAUGGCAUUCCAAAUAAUUUAGUUCCCUACAUUUCCCAAGUUGCGAUAGGAAGGCGGCCCCACGUCAACGUUUUCGGCAAUGAUUAUAGCACACCUGAUGGGACAGGAGUCCGCGAUUAUAUACACGUUGUUGAUUUGGCUCUCGGACACGAAGUGGCUAUAGCCAAAAUCUUCCAGCCCGACUUCACGGGUGCCAAAGCUUACAACCUGGGGACGGGUAUGGGCAUUUCCGUUCUCGAGAUGAUCAACGCCUUCUCUAAGGCCUGCGGGAAGGAAAUACCUUACAAGAUAGUCGGCAGGAGAGAAGGAGAUGUGGCAACCGUUGUUGCGUCCUGUGCCUUAGCAGAGAAAGAACUGAACUGGAAAGCCACGAGGGGACUGGAUCAGAUGUGCGAAGACACGUGGCGUUGGCAGCGAUUGAACCCCAAUGGAUUCUCCUAGAAAAAAUAAGAAGAGAGAUUCAUUUCAGCUCAACAUAUCGUCAAGCUUUAUAAUGAGAUGCAACUCAGUCACACCUUAGUCCUUCUUUGGCCUUUAGAGACUUAUUUUUUUCGGAAUUUACAGAGUGCAACACUCGACCGAGCAUCUCUAUUCCAGAGUGCAUGUCCCAGAGACUUAUUCUAGUGGGGUCCACAUUAAAGGGAUGUGGUGAACAUUCAGCCUUUUGUCAUGCAGUCAUUCCAAUAUGCACUUUCAAAAAGUCUCAUAUUUCUUCUCUUUUGAUCUGGUAUUCUGCAUUGCAAGCAUUUGCUAUAACUUUUAUAAUGAAGACAAACAUACAGGUGGUGUCACUCCCAGAUAAAUACAUGAUGGAGUUCCCUUCAUACACUGCAAAUGAAAACUAUUUUGAUACAUUACCACGAAGUAGCAGAAAGAAAAUAUACAUAGUGCCAAAUGAGACAAAUAAUUAACAUGCAAUGACUAUUUUCGAAGACGAAUCUUGAUUAAGGAUGAGCCUUGAGAGGAAUCUAUUAUUUAUCAAAUAUUGUUAGCAAAGAUUUCAUAAUUGUUUUGCAAACCACAUACAUAUAAUCUUCAUGUUCAGGUUCUGACAAAUUUUAAUUUUUCAUUUAUCAGAAUGUAUUGCAUUUUAAGGUCUACGUUGAUUUUGGAGUCGAGUUGGGGAUCCAUACAUUUAAAACUUUUACCACUGAGGUAUUUUAGAGAAAAAGAAAAUAAAAUUUCAUUUUGUAUGGCCAUCUGCACAAACAUAUUAGGCAGCACAUUAAUUUGAAGGAAGUGUCCACGAUAUUGAGACCUUGGAAUCAUCUAAAACACCUCUCUUGUUUACGCUGGAGGUCCGAUAGUGUAUCCGAGGCUCCACCCCUUUUAGUCUCUUAACGUACUGAACGUAAUGUCAAUAACAACUAAAUGGUCAUUUUCUAACAACUUUUAUCAAACUGAUUUUUAUAAUUCUAAGACGCUGUGAGGACUGUAGUACAUUUUCUCUAAUGGCUGGCUUCUUUCCACAUUUUUUGCCAGUUGACAGAAGGGUAUUAUUACACGUGGGCAUUCUUCAGAUCUUAAUUGAAAUUAUAACGAAUCAAUCUGGGGAAACGUGAUAAAUUUAUCUGCGUUUGACUGAGGGUUAAUAUCACAUUUCCAUCAGGAAAAAAUGUUGGACCUGAGGUUUUACACUUAUAACUGAGAUAAUACAAUUCUUUUAGGCUGAAGGUGUCAAAUUAAAAUGUAAUGCUAUUUAUAAAGAAAUGGAUACCCAAAGACUUCUGUGUUGAAGGGGUUUUGUUAUGGAGAUUCAAGUAACAUCUUCAUGCAGAUGCCAAAAGAAGGCUGAACAAACUAUGUGGGACUGGAUUUUGGCGUCUUUUGUUGAAUAUAUUUAUUCAGAGGAAUAUAUAAAUGCCAAAUAUAACUUGAAAAUAACUAAUUCUCCUACGUUCACGGGGCAGGGUAAGAGUUGCUAUUAAAUGGAUAAGAAAGAAACUUUAUAAAAAUUAUGUCCUCCCUAGUUAAUCAUUUCAUGAAAAAAAUCAUCAAAAUCGAUUCAAUCAAACAUUAAACGUGGCACUUGAUGGAAGGUGCCAUGACGGAAGUUUUUUAUAAUUAUUUAUUGAAAUUACUACACAUACUAUACAUUGUGAUUUAUUUAAGAAAAUGUGGUCUAGAAUUUGCUACAUCAAUGAGGAAGCAUCUAGAGAGCUUCCCAAUGCACAACGAUGUUCCACGAUGUUAUCAAAAUGUUAAAAUUAGGAAAUAUUUUACGAAUUGAAUCUAAAAAAAGAUUACAAUAGCUGUUUGGCCAUACAUGUUUGAAAAGUGUCUUAUCAAUAAACUUGUUUUUGUUUA